Molecule: messenger RNA, 1281 nt
Organism: Colias croceus (clouded yellow)
Lineage: Eukaryota; Metazoa; Arthropoda; Insecta; Lepidoptera; Pieridae
Product: WW domain-containing oxidoreductase-like
Exons: 6
Coding region: 32-1168 (378 amino acids)
Source: RefSeq, a predicted model, not a curated record
UUGCAACGGAGAGUAAUCUUCGUUUAUUUUAAUGAUCAAGAAAAUGUUUUCUAAGUGCAUAUUUAGAAAGUACUCGACGACUUUUAAAGCUAAUAAAGUUUAUAAUUUAGUCAAGGAAACUAAAAUUCGAGAAUGGAUUAAAACCCCAUUCAAAAACUUAGAGUUUGUAAGGAUACGUGGCCCUACAGCAGAGGAGAUCGUUAAAGAUGCAGACCUAGAAGAUAAAACAUGUUUCAUUACGGGAGCUAAUAGUGGUCUCGGUUUAGAGAUUGCUCGUUGUUUAAAUGCAAUUAAUUGCAACGUAAUAAUGGGUUGUCGUAACGUAUAUGAAGCCAAUAUUGUUGCUAAAAACGUUUGCGAAAAGUAUGAGAAUAUUAAGCUCUUCGAAUUGAAUCUCGCUUCUUUAUCUUCAGUAAAGAAGUGUUCGGAAAAGAUUCUCAGCCAAGAAAAGAAAAUUGAUAUAGUUAUAUUGAAUGCAGCUACGUUUGGUCUGCCGUGGACACUAACAGAAGAUGGGUUGGAAACAACAUUUCAAGUUAACUAUUUGAGCCAAUACUUUUUAUUAUUAUCCCUCGAAGAAAUUCUUGCUCCAAAUGCAAGAGUGGUAUUUACAUCUUCGGAAUCGCAUAGAAAUAUAAAAUGGUCUAGAGAAAAAAUGUUAUCACCGACACUUGACGAUAUAUCACUUCCUAAAGAAGAAUACACUUCAAUCAGAGCUUACAACAUAUCAAAGCUAUGCGGGCUCCUCGCUAUGCAUUAUUUGAGCUAUCGCUGGGUGAACACUAACAUAGGUGUAUUUUGCGCACACCCUGGCUCGUUUAUAAAAACUGGACUGCCACGUAAUUGGUGGGUUUAUGAAGCUCUGUAUGAUUCUAUGAGACCGUUUUCAAAAUCUGUGAAACAAGGUGCGGCCAUAGUCCUGUUCUGUGCAAUAACUCCAGAGCUUGAUGGUUUAUCCGCCCUUUAUAUAAAAGAUUACCAACGCUGCAGUGAGAGUGCAUUGGCCAGAGACACGCAUCUCUCGUUCAGGUUGCAAGAUGUGACCAGAGAUAUACUUCGUCAAAGAAUUUCUGGUUUCGACUACAAUAUUAUCAGACCAGAAAUUAUGAACAAGGACAUGGGAAAAGAUACCAUGGACGAUACCUUGGUAUCGAAUUAUUCGGGUUAAUUUUUAUGUAUCGUUAUGAAUGUUAUUUUAGUUUAUUUUCACAAGUGACAUUUUAAUUUAUUUGCAUGGAUUUGAGAAACAAUAAAAAAUAUUUCAAGAUUAAAUAGCACUUU